AUGCCCAGCAAACCCACUAUUCUUUUCAUUCAUGUUGGUGUGAUGGACGACGCUCGGCGAAUCACAGAUGAGCUAGUCCAGUUAAUCGAUAUCGAGCACAAAGACGUGGCCAUCGUGGCGCAUUCCUAUGAAGGGUGUUGUGUUCGAAUUAUCUACCUCACAGCCUUCCUUGUGCCUAUUGGGUCCAGUUUGUUAUCACCUCUCGGCGGACUUAUCCCAUCUUGUGUUCUCGUUGAUGAACAAGAAAUGUGCAUUAUGACUGAUCCCCAGUCUCAAAUUUACGACGACCUGCCUGAGGAGGAACAAGUUCAUUGGACAAAGGAGAUGCGGAAGUGCCCUGUAUCUACGCAACUUGCCCCCAUCAGUCAAGCGGCAUACAUCUCCCACGCAGUUUCCUACAUUUAUUGUGCACUGGACAAUGGCUUGUCAUAUUCUAUGCAGAAGAAAAUGGUUGCUGAUGUGAGCGCAAAAUAUGGCCUGUCUAUUUCCACCGACGUGCUACAGGCAGGUCAUUCACCUUACUUGAGCAAGACGAGCGAGCAUUUAGAGGCAGUUGAAACUCAACUACGAGAAGCAAUCUAG
Penicillium cosmopolitanum is the source of this 582-nucleotide messenger RNA. RefSeq lists its product as uncharacterized. The transcript is spliced from 4 exons. Bases 1 to 582 code for a protein of 193 amino acids. The record is from RefSeq and is a predicted model, not a curated record. NCBI's taxonomy places the organism in Eukaryota, Fungi, Ascomycota, Eurotiomycetes, Eurotiales, Aspergillaceae.